AUGAAGUUUGCCCACGAGUUUAAGGAGGCGCUGAGCCGCGAGGGGUAUCCCACUCGUUGGCUUGAUUCGGCUAUCCCCUAUAGUCAGCUUAAGAAGUGCCUUAAGAAGGUCCAGCGGGAACUUCGUGAACUUGGCCUAGAUCCAGAAACCCUCCAGCAGCUCCUGGCUGCUCAUGCCCUUUCAUCUGAGGGUGAUCCAGUCCCCGUGGCGAAAUACAACCUGGACGCCGAUAAAUCCAAAGUCUUACGCCCACGGCUGUCUAUCUUCGUUCAACUGAAAGAUGGCGAGAUCGUGCAGGCCUCGCUUUCGCCGGCGUCCAAAUCAUUUCUUCAGAAGCUGACUGCUGUGCAAACCUCUUCGGACCAACCAGGCUCUAUCCUCAAAAGCCCUAUUGACCUGCUCGAGGAACCUGAACAAAUUCCAUCUGACCAUGAGGACACUGCCACCUCAGCCCAUCGUUACCAGCGGGUCGAAGUCCCUCUGGUUUUUGACGCCGAGUUUUUCGACAUUCUGCAAAACGAUGUGAACAACCUCGAUGCGUUGCAGCAGGAGGAGCAGGAAAGCCUAAGAAAGGAGGUCGCAACUCUUGGUCACGAAGUGUCGGCCGUGACGAAGCCGUCUCGUUAUUCCAAAAACGACAUCUCGCGCUGGCGGGAGUUAUUCGAGCUGUACCUGGACGCACAGGUCUUCUUCUCGACCCACGAGCGUGAUCACGGUGCCAGAAAGAGUGAUGUUGCCCUGCGUCAGCUCAUGUGGUUCCAGAAUCAGGUCAAGGAUCGCAAGCUAGUGGAACAUUUCAAGCUUCCUGCUAGCCGGGACGCUUACGCUAGAUUCCUGGAAUUGAACGCGGCUCUGCUGCGAAAUCUCAAGUUCCAAGAGAUCAACAAGACAGCAAUCAAGAAGAUCUUGAAAAAAUUUGAUAAACGCACUGCUUUAGGCGUAUCGUCGUCUUUCCCAGCCGCCAUUAACAGUCGCAGCUUCAUGGCAGAGGGCGUCGCCAAGGAGAUCUGCUCACAGGUUUCCCAGGAGGUCGUCUCCGUCGUGCCUCGGUUGGACGAUUACAUCUGCCCUGUCUGUAUGAGCAUUGCAUGGCUCCCGGUGCGCCUGAAAUGCCAGCAUGUCUUUUGCGUCCGUUGUGUAAUCAAGAUGCAGCGGGAGCACAAGCGUCAGUGCCCGCUUUGCCGAGGCGACGUGAUCAUGCAGGCCGACCUAAGUAAGUAG
Molecule: messenger RNA, 1221 nt
Organism: Phaeoacremonium minimum UCRPA7
Lineage: Eukaryota; Fungi; Ascomycota; Sordariomycetes; Togniniales; Togniniaceae
Product: putative ring-14 protein
Exons: 5
Coding region: 1-1221 (406 amino acids)
Biological process (GO): cellular response to phosphate starvation
Molecular function (GO): metal ion binding
Source: RefSeq, a predicted model, not a curated record